Messenger RNA from Aphanomyces invadans, 670 nucleotides. RefSeq lists its product as hypothetical. The record is from RefSeq and is a predicted model, not a curated record. NCBI's taxonomy places the organism in Eukaryota, Oomycota, Saprolegniomycetes, Saprolegniales, Verrucalvaceae. Bases 41 to 343 code for a protein of 100 amino acids. The transcript is spliced from 2 exons.
UGGACGACGCGAUGGCGGCCAUUCUUCCACUUGAUCCGUCAUGGCCGCCGAGCGUGCCAGCUCGAGAAAAGUGACGUCGUUCAUGCGUGUGCAGGAGCCGAGAUGGAUCGUCGCAAAGCGGUACAGAGACCGUGUGUGGACGCUCACGGACAGCAUGCUGACCGUGUCGACGGAUGAGCGACGCAAGUUCAACACGUACUUUGUCCAGCAAGGCAAGGCAUGGCCAGGCAAACUGCACGGCAUUCAAGUCGAAACACAAGAUGGAAAGUGGAUGAAAGCUGUCGCCAACAACAAAACGCAGUGGGCCAUGUGGAUGCAAGCGUUCCAGAACUUGAACCCUUGAACACGUGCGAGUGCGCACGAUCCCUGCCGCGGACGACGAAGACGACAUGGCCACAAACUCUUUGUCCGACGACGAAGAUCGGUAGGCCGCAUCUGUGGUCCUUCCUGUAACCUAUUCCAUUAAUCUUAUGUCGAAUCCAACAUGGCGAUGUCACGGGCGCGUCGGCCAUCGAUUUGUUCCACGCGUUGGGAGGAUGGACGAGAGAUUCGACCGAUUGAACGGAAUAGCACGAUGCAUCCACUCGUCCUGCCGCGGCAGCACAUGGUGCUGUCUGUGCGCGAAAUCGUCCGUCACAAUUUAGAAUCCCCAUCCAGACAUGCUUCGUCG